Messenger RNA from Pochonia chlamydosporia 170, 1590 nucleotides. Its product is annotated as feruloyl esterase. Bases 1 to 1590 code for a protein of 529 amino acids. Lineage: Eukaryota; Fungi; Ascomycota; Sordariomycetes; Hypocreales; Clavicipitaceae. The transcript has a single exon. The record is from RefSeq and is a predicted model, not a curated record.
AUGAUUCCACUGCUUCAAACUUCACUUGUCCUGGCGUUGGCAGCGUGCGCUGUUCGGGCUGCUACCAUUGACGAAGCAACCUCUGCUUGCUCAAGCAUUCCCAAACCUCACGUUGAAGGCGCAAGAGUGGUUUCAAUUGCUAGCAGACUCAUUUCUAAUGGCACGGUCCUGUCUUCCUCGCCUACACUCAACUACGACGUUUACAACAUCAACGUGUGCGAAGUCAACGUGACACUGUCGCAUCCCGAGGCCAAAGACUCUGUGCUUGUGCAGACGUGGCUACCUGUCAAAAAUUGGAACAACCGAUUUGCAGCAAUCGGUGGAGGUGCUUGGCUUGCCGGACAAGGAGCUAUUGACCUGGCUGUGCCAGCAACCCAAGGUUAUGCUGUUUCUUCGACGGACGCUGGCCUUACUAAUGCAAAUCCAGGGACGCCAGCUGGAUGGGCUCUGACACUGGACGGCUCCGUCAACAUUCCUCUCCUUACCAACUUUGCUUCUCAAUCCAUUCAUGAUAUGGCUGUUGUUGGCAAGGCUGUUACGUCUUCAUUUUAUGGCCGGCAGCCGAAGCACUCCUACUGGAAUGGCUGCUCAACCGGGGGAAGGCAAGGGCUUGUCGCUGCCCAACAAUACCCUUACGACUUUGACGGUAUCUCAGCUGGUGCUCCCGCAGCAUACUGGACUCAGUAUGUUGUUGCGGAGUUGUGGCCGCAGGUAGUAAUGAGAGAAGCAAACUACUAUCCGCUACCUUGCGAAUUUCGCACGAUUGUGGCAAGAGCCGUUGAGGCAUGUGACACAAAAGACCGCGUCAAAGACAGCGUGAUAACGGAUCCAUUUUCGUGCACAUUUGACCCAUUUUCCCUCGUUGGCACUCAGUUUCAGUGUGACGACGGUGUGAACCUUACCGUCACGGCCAAAACCGCCGCCAUUGUUCGCAAAAUAUGGGAUGGACCGAAGAGUUCCAAAGGAGUCAGCCUAUGGUCCGGAAUGCCAAUUGGCUCGAGGCUCGACAUCGUAGCUGGCACGCAACCAGUCAACGGCACCAAUGGUCCAAAGCCUUUCUUCCUCGCAGAGGAAUGGGUGCAGUUUUUUGUCAAAAGAGACCCGAAAUUCAACGUUGGUGCACUCACAGCCACGGACUUCGAAAAGAUAUUCGCCGAAUCAUACAGCAAGUUUGAUAAUCUCAUUGGCUCUGCCAACCCCGAUCUGUCUGUCUUUAAAGCCUCCGGAGGCAAGCUCUUAGUCUGGCAUGGUCUUGCUGACCAGCUCAUCUAUCCCCAAGAUAGUAUCAAAUAUUUGAAAGAGGUGGAGCACAAGCUCGGGGGCAGAGAUCACACAGGCCAGUUUUUUCGUCUCUUUCUUGCACCAGGUGUGGACCACUGUGCAUAUGGUGCUGCUGGUGCUGCUCCGAUAGAUCCCCUUGCAGCUGUGGUUUCGUGGGUUGAGGAUGGAAUUGCACCAGACAUGCUUAAGGGCGAGACGCCUGCUAAUGCGCCUACACAUUUUACUCGUAAGAUCUGCAGAUACCCUCUGCAGCCAAAAUACCGCGGAUGCGGCAGCACUGCUAUCGCUGAGAGCUACAGUUGUCUCUAG